CUUUAUAUUACUCUUCAAUUACUAAUUAGUCUGGCUAAAGGUAUAAAUAAUCAGUUCCAUUUUAUUCCAUUCUAAGUUCUUCGCCGCGAUGGCAGACGACGUUAAUUUGUAAGUACUUGAUUAGGGAAAAACCCACAAGCUGUGGCCAAGAAUCCCAAUGUUCAGCUUCACAGGAAGACGAUUCCAUAAACCACAAUCUCCAUUUAGUAAAAAUCUAGCAAUUUACACCUGAUCGACAAAAGAUGCCCAGGAAGGUUCACAACCCUACAAUCACUAUAAACCUACAACCCAGUACUUUGCCACUCUAUAGUCUGGUGGCUACGGUGGCUAUAGCCUGCUAUGUCAACGGCCUCAACGGCAACUUCGUGCAUGAUGAUAUACCUGCAUUGACAGUUAAUAAAGACGUACUGGCGAUAAAUAAACUUAGAAACAUCUUUCUGAAUGACUUUUGGGGAACUCCUAUGGCAGAUGCUAAUAGCCAUAAGUCUUAUAGGCCUUUGACGACUUUAAGUUUUAGAUGGAACUACCAGCUGUUUGGAUUGAAGCCACUGUGUUUUCAUUUAACGAAUGUACUUCUUCACGCACUAGCUUCAGUACUAUUUACAAAACUGUGCAUUUGUGUAGCCUCUUUGAGACCUCCGUUCUCGGCUAUUGCUGGACUAAUUUUUGCGGUACACCCCAUACACACCGAAGCGGUUACUGGAAUUGUAGGUCGUGCUGAUGUGUUAGCCUGUGUCUUCUUUUUAAUAUCAAUUCUGUUAUACCAUAGUGACUCAGAAAGAUGCUACCUAAAAACGAGCAUCUUUUUAGCCGGAUUUAGCAUGUUGGCGAAAGAAACAGGGGUCACAGUAUUUCUGCUUAAUUUAGCUCUUGAUUUCUACUUCAGUUGGUCCCACUUAAAACGGUCUUCAGGCUACCUCAGGUGGAAUGGCGAAACGUUUCGGUUUGUUAAUCGAAUUGCCAAAGUUCUUGCUUCGUUUGGAGUCCUAUUGUCACUUCGACUGGCGAUGUUACAGGGAUCGUUCCCCAAAUUUUCUCAACAAGAUAAUCCAGCUGCUUUCCAUCCGUCUAUGUGUGUACGGUUUUUGACGUACAGCUACUUAGUAGCCUUCAACUUUUGGUUGCUAUUAUGCCCGUGUACAUUAUCACACGACUGGCAGAUGGGUUCCAUACCAUUAAUUACAUCAGUCAAUGAUUCCAGAAAUAUUUUAACAGUAUUUAUUUUUGGUAUGCUGCUUCUUUUUAUAUUAAAAGUGGUAACGAACGUUGAGGGUCAAACACAUACACCAAUAGUUUUAGGUUUAUUACUUCUCACAGUGCCUUUUUUACCUGCUACAAAUUUGUUGGUAACAGUAGGCUUCGUUGUAGCAGAGAGAGUUCUUUAUAUUCCAAGUUUAGGUUUUAUAUUACUGGUAGUUUAUGGAUUACAAAUAAUUUGGACUAAAUAUUCGAGACAAAGACAGACUAUAUCUGUCUUACUACUAUUAUUUUUGGUAACACAGAGUUUAAGAACCAUCAUGAGAAACAGAGAUUGGAGAUCUCGUGAGUGGUUGUUGAGAUCAGGUUUAAAAACUCUACCUCACAAUGCAAAGAUGCAUUAUAAUUAUGCCAAUUUUUUACGAGAUUCUUCUCAACAAGAGUUAGCUAAAACCCAUUACUACAAAGCGAUAGAACUUUGGCCUACUUAUGCCAGCGCACACAAUAAUUUAGGUACUUUAUUGAAUAAUAAGUCAGAAGCAGAAGAACACUUCUUAUCGGCUAUAAAUUAUUCUUCGGAUCAUAUUAAUGCCCAUUAUAAUUUAGGCCAGCUAUACAGAAAAUUGUCAAGACUGGAAGAUUCAGAAGAAAUGUUAAAAAAGUGCAUUUCACUGGAACCUGCCUUUACACCGGCUUACGUGGAAAUGUCAAAAUUAUUAGGAUCUGACCACGACGACUUGUAUAAACUACUCAAGUCUGCGGUUGAGCUUUCUCCAAAUGACCCAUUUUAUGGGACGCAAUUAGGGCAUUUACUUACUAGAAAAGGUAAUUAUCAACAGGCUAUUUACUAUUAUUGGAAAGCAUUAAGAGUAUCACCCAGUCACUACGACGCAAUUAUUGGAACUGCAAAUGUAUUACGGAAAUUUGGCCAAAAAUCAAGACUUUUUCAAUUACUUACAAGAUGGCAGUUAAUAAGGAAAGGCAAGGCUCUCUUAAAAGUGCACGUAUAUUUGCAAGAGUGGCAGCUCAGAACAGAGCUAAACAUAAGAGCGAAGGAAUAUGACAGCAGUAUUAUAUAUAAACAGAAAAAUACCAUUUCGAAUUCUUCAAGACUAGAUGAUAAGACAGACCGAUGGUACAACAACUCCCACAAAACUGCAUUGACUUCAUCCCAUCUCAUGUUAGACCAUUUACUUGAUACAUCGUAAAAGACACGUACUAAUGAAUUCUAUUUAGCACCAAGUUUUACAUUGGCAAUAAAUCAACAGUACCUACCUACUGUGUACGAAACUGGUAAAAUGUUUAUACGAAAUAUUAAGUUUGAAAUGAUUUAUCUUAUAAAAUUUUACUUAAGUUGAAAAUGAAAGAUUUAUUUGUUAUUAAGAUAAGAUAUAGAGUAAGUUUCUAUAUAUUAAACAUUUUUUUAUAUUUAUUUACAUUAACAAUAAAAAAUUACCAAUA
Messenger RNA from Diabrotica virgifera virgifera (western corn rootworm), 2658 nucleotides. Its product is annotated as protein O-mannosyl-transferase TMTC1-like. The record is from RefSeq and is a predicted model, not a curated record. Gene Ontology annotation, molecular function: mannosyltransferase activity; protein binding. Gene Ontology annotation, biological process: protein O-linked glycosylation via mannose. NCBI's taxonomy places the organism in Eukaryota, Metazoa, Arthropoda, Insecta, Coleoptera, Chrysomelidae. Bases 243 to 2405 code for a protein of 720 amino acids. The transcript is spliced from 16 exons.